Messenger RNA from Brienomyrus brachyistius, 2213 nucleotides. RefSeq names its product secretory carrier membrane protein 4 (gene scamp4). The transcript has 7 exons. Lineage: Eukaryota; Metazoa; Chordata; Actinopteri; Osteoglossiformes; Mormyridae. Bases 165 to 860 code for a protein of 231 amino acids. Gene Ontology annotation, biological process: protein transport. The record is from RefSeq and is a predicted model, not a curated record. Gene Ontology annotation, cellular component: recycling endosome membrane; trans-Golgi network membrane.
AAUUCUGAUUUGGCUAAAGCAGAGACCACUCAUGAACUACAGCCCCUACAAUGCAGGUCGCCCACUUCCUGCUUUCUCACUGGGCUGGGCUGGUACAUCUCGACUGAUCGCGAGUUAGCGGUUCUCAGUACAAAGGUGUUUGGAAGGACACUAAGCAUUUUAAAAUGACAGAUCGAGUGAACAAUUUCCCCCCCUUGCCUCGCAUUAUACCCCUCAAACCCUGCUUCUACCAGAAUAUCGACGAGGAGAUCCCCCCCCAGCACCGACAGCUUGUCCGCAGGGUCUACAACCUCUGGAUAUUGUACUCGGCCACCCUGUGCGUGAACAUUAUCUCCUGCAUAGCCUGGUGGGCAGGCGGGGGUAAUGGUGUCAACUUUGGCUUCUCGCUCCUCUGGCUACUGCUGUUCAGCCCCUGCAGCUUCAUCUGCUGGUUCAGGCCUCUGUACAAGGCGUUCCGGGCGGACAGCUCCUUCAACUUCAUGAUGUUCUUCUUCGUUUUCUUCGUCCAGUGUGUUUUGGUGAUUAUCCAGGCUGCUGGCAUCUCUGGAUGGGGAGCUUGUGGCUGGAUUGCUGCAGUGAUGUUCUUCAGCCAAAACAUAGGCUCCGCUGUGGUUAUGCUCUUCUCGGCUGUGCUCUUCACUCUGGUGGCUCUGCUGAUGGCGUUGGUUCUCCUCAGGGUACACCGCCUGUAUCGUGGAGGUGGGGGCAGCUUCCAGCGUGCACAGGAGGAGUGGAGCACUGGCGUCUGGAAUAGUGCUCCUGUCCAGAAUGCUACCUUCAACGAGAUUUCUGGCAGUGGGCCUACCCUGCCCCAGUACCCAGCUACAGUGCCUAGUUACCCCGACCGCAAUCCCUGGUGAUUCCCAAGUUUCCACUGGGUGGAGAAUGAUAGCAUUCCAUAUACUCUGAAAUUCUGAGGACCCAAAACAUGGACACAACCCUACACAUAAAUGAGCUUGUGAGGACAAGGGUUACUUAGGAAAUGAAUUGGUAAUGGCAUAUUUGAAUACUAUUGCUUAUACUGAUCAUUCCAAAUACUUGACUUGCGCUAAAAAAAAAAUAAUCAAUUUUGACUAUGAAAAAGACAAUUUCUGUUAUUUUCCUGACUCUGGAGGGUCAUAUUCAAACACUUUCCUUUCUAAUCCUGCAAAACUGGAGCCUUCUUGUUAGCUAUAAAUACAAGAAUUGCAUGGUAGGCUGGGAGUUUUGCAGUUCGUUUACUUCUAUAAUUAUUGAAAAUGUGAUUUUAUUAUGGGGGCGGCAUGGUGGUGCAGUAGUUAGCACUGUCGCCUCACACCUCUGGGACCCGGGUUCGAGUCUCCGCCUGGGUCACAUGUGUGUGGAGUUUGCAUGUUCUCCCCAUGUUGUUGUGGGGUUUCCUCCGGGUACUCCGGUUUCCCCCCACAGUCCAAAAACAUGCUGAGGCUAAUUGGAGUUGCUAUAUUGCCCAUAGGUGUGCAUGUGUGAGUGACUGGUGUGUGAGUGUGCCCUGCGAUGGGCUGGCCCCCCAUCCUGGGUUGUUCCCUGCCUCGUGCCCAUUGUUUCUGGGAUAGGCUCCGGACCCCCCGCGACCGAGUAGGCUAAGCGGUUUGGAAAAUGGAUGGAUGGAUGAUUUUAUUAUUAAUAAUAAAUAUUAUUAUUAUUAUUAUUAUUAUUAAAACUAAUGUAUUAAGGCUAGUGCCUCUUACUGCUACUGGUGUUUCUCUUGAAAGUCCAGAUUUAAAAAGCGUAGCCAUAGCCCAGGUUAGCGCUGACAUUCUGCCGUCACGUCUCUGCGUUUCGGCUCUCACACUUCUGCCUUUCCUGUAGACCGAGUUUUCAUUGCGGUGUGGUCUCGAGGAGGAGAUAUUUCGGUUCUGCGUUCAGCCUCUUUGGGCGCGUGGUACUACAAAGUGGGCUUUGGUGGGAUGAUUAUUCUCUGCUUUGCCUUUCCUUGUGCCUGUGUGUGCUGGUGGACUGGAUGAUGCGGUGCCUUUACUACACACACUUCAUCUCCAGGCCUCCCCAUGUUAGCAUCAUGUCCACACUGGCCGGUAGGCUUCAGGCACCUAUGUGACAUUUCAGAUUUACUCUAGAUUCUCUCUGGACUUUUCAUAUGUGUCGUAUUAUUUUUUUAAAGUGCGAUUCUAGUCAGGAGACUGUUUUGAACAUUCUUUAGUACUUUUUUGACUGAAAUGUAUUCUUUUAUUAAAAAAUAAAAGUGAUGUAACUAA